This is a messenger RNA of Gongylonema pulchrum, 390 nucleotides long. NCBI's taxonomy places the organism in Eukaryota, Metazoa, Nematoda, Chromadorea, Rhabditida, Gongylonematidae. The record is from the annotation of a GenBank genome assembly.
AUGGAACAGCAUAAACUGAAACUUAAAUCAUUCAGUGAUAAAACCAUUUUUUUCAAAACACUUCGGUAUUCAGGCCUAAUAAGAUUCUGGAACAGCCAUGCCCUGAAUUUGGUGAUCGCUUCCUUGGAAAAAACUUUUGGUACUUUCCGUUUAUUUGCACCGGUCGAUGAGCCUCCACCACUUCCAGUAUUCCCAUCGCUCAAUACUGAUUCCCUACCACCAUCAUCGUUCAACGAACCACACAUCGACAACGACUCAUCGCCUGUAAACACACGCGCCACUACCGCCCCACUUGCCCAUAAAAGCAACCAUAAAUCCAGGAAAUCCUUACAGUUAACAAGUAGCUAUCCAAUACCUUUCAAUCAGAAGAACUACUGCCUUGUAAACUGA